GUUUCCGCGCGAAAACACGGCCCGCGCGCUGUAGCAGCAUAUAGAAUCCAUAAGAAGCCGCAGCCUUUAUCCCACUGAGCUCCUUCCUGGAGUGAUCUUUUAUAGACUAACGCAUAGUUUUAACUGUUAUUUUUUCUUUUCCUGUUUUAGUCUGCACAGACACUUGUCAUUUUUCUCAGUCAAAUUUAAACUUGAAAUGCCAACCAAGACCUCCUUGUCUCUGCCAGAGGACGUCAGGAAGCGGCUUCAGGUACUGGAUAAGGAUGACGAUUCGCUCUCUGAUGAACAAAAACUGAGGGAGAAGCUUAGUCUGGUCCAGGACUUCCUCUGUGCUGAAACCCAGGAUCAGCUCAGGAGCCUGGAAGCAAAGAUGAAGAACGAGGAAUUGUCAUUGGAUGGUUAUCUGUCCAAAGUGAAGUUACUACUGGGUCAGGAGCUUAGCUUGGAGAAUGGAUCCCACAGCGACAAGGAUAAGGCAAAUGGUCGUGCCAACGGCUUUGUGGAGAACGGUUCGCAUGUGGAUGACAACGCGGAGGAGACUCCUAUGGAUGCAGAGGAGGGGGGCGUGUCUCUUAAAUCCCCCAGUGCCACGAAAGCCCGUGGCGGUCGCCGGAGCAAGGCUGACGGGGAGCCCAAGAAAUCUCCUGUCAGUUCCAGAGUGACAAGAAAUUCCAGCAAACAAUGCACCAUUAUAUCCAUGUUUUCAAAAGUCUCCAACAAGAGGAAGUCUGAAGAAGUAAAUGGAGACGGAGCUAAUGGAGAAGUAUCUGAGAAGAGCGAAGAGGCGGACAUAGAGGAGGAGGCACAGGAUGAGAAGAGGCCAAAGGUUGGAUCAGAUGGAAACAUGACUGCAGAUGAUGCCCCAGCUGUGAAGGCAAAGCCUGUAGCUGCAAUGAAGACUCCACCCCCUAAAUGUCCUGACUGCAGGCAAUACCUGGAUGACUCCGACCUGAAGUUUUUUCAAGGCGACCCUGAUGAUGCGCUGGAUGAGCCAGAGAUGCUGACAGAUGAACGGUUGUCGCUAUUUGAUUCCAACGAAGACGGCUUUGAGAGUUACGAAGAUCUACCCCAGCACAAGAUCACCAAUUUCAGUGUUUAUGACAAGCGUGGGCACCUGUGUCCUUUUGACUCCGGACUGAUCGAGAAAAAUGUGGAGCUGUACUUCAGCUGUGCUGUGAAGCCCAUCUAUGAUGACAAUCCGUGCAUGGAUGGCGGGGUUCCUGCCAAGAAGCUGGGCCCUAUCAAUGCCUGGUGGAUCACAGGCUUUGAUGGAGGCGAGAGAGCGCUCAUUGGCUUCACUACAGCUUUUGCGGACUAUAUUCUAAUGGAGCCCAGCGAGGAGUACGGGCCCAUCUUUGCCCUCAUGCAGGAGAAGAUCUACAUGAGCAAGAUUGUGGUGGAAUUCCUGCAGAAGAACCCAGAAGUCACCUAUGAGGAUCUGCUCAACAAGAUUGAGACCACAGUGCCCCCUGCAGGGCUGAACUUCAACCGCUUCACAGAGGACACACUCCUGCGGCACGCCCAGUUUGUUGUGGAGCAGGUGGAGAGCUAUGAUGAAGCUGGGGACUCUGAUGAACAGCCCAUCAUCGUCACCCCUUGCAUGAGGGACCUGAUCAAGCUGGCUGGUGUCACACUGGGCAAGAGCAUGCUGUUGUACUGCUGGUUCCAGAGGCAGAUCCGUGGCUCUCAGUACCAACCCAUCCUGCGGGACCACAUCUGCAAGGACAUGAGUGCACUGGUGGCAGCCCGCAUGCGCCACGUGCCCCUAGCGCCAGGCUCGGACUGGCGAGAUCUGCCCAACAUCGAGGUGCGCCUGCCGGAUGGCACUACCACCAAGAAGCUGCGGUACACGCACUUGGACAAGAAGAACGGGCGCAGUAGCACGGGGUCACUGAGGGGCGUGUGCACGUGCGCUGAAGGAAAACCAUGCGAUCCAGCAGACCGACAGUUCAACACGCUGAUCCCCUGGUGCUUGCCGCACACGGGCAACCGACAUAACCACUGGGCUGGGCUCUAUGGGCGUCUGGAGUGGGACGGCUUCUUCAGCACCACCGUCACCAACCCAGAGCCCAUGGGCAAGCAGGGCCGUGUGCUGCACCCGGAGCAGCACCGUGUGGUGAGCGUGAGGGAAUGUUCUCGCUCUCAGGGUUUCCCUGACACCUACAGGUUCUUUGGCAACGUCCUGGACAAACACAGACAGGUGGGCAAUGCUGUGCCCCCCCCUCUCUCCAAAGCCAUCGGGCUGGAGUUAAAGAAAUGCGUCCUGGAGAAGAUGAAGGAGAAUCCUGUGGGCCUUACGGACCCUGUGAAGCAGGAGAAGCUGGAAUUGUCUGACUAGAGUGGCCACUGGCCCAAGGCUUUCAAGAUGCUCACCCCAUCUCAUUCUGUUUACUUGCUGGGAAAAGGAUGCUUGACUCAUUUUUAUGGACAGUCUGUGCAGUGCCAUUUUUUAUGUGAUUUUAACCAUGUAUUUUCAGAUUCACUUGAUUCAAGUGGAAUAAAUUGUAUGGUAGUUUUUAUAUGUUGUAAUAUUAAAUAAAGCUCUUAUCAGAUGUUUCUGGUCA
This is a messenger RNA of Paramormyrops kingsleyae, 2564 nucleotides long. NCBI's taxonomy places the organism in Eukaryota, Metazoa, Chordata, Actinopteri, Osteoglossiformes, Mormyridae. The record is from RefSeq and is a predicted model, not a curated record.